CUCGUCCGCGCCGCAGGACUCUUCCCCAGAUCAUCAACUCAAAGUACGAGCCACCUUCAGAGUAGCAACACUCAUACAACUUGCAAGUUCAAAGCACAAUGGUUCGCCCUAGUCAGCUCAGAGCGGCUGCGGCCGAGGCAAAUCUGAACAGCGCUGACGACGACGAGGCAACCAAACAGAUGGACUCGGAGGCCGCUGGGAAGAGAUCUGGCGACCGCUUUAGCACAUACUGGCCCCCCGGCUGGAACUAUGAGCGUUUCAGAAAAUCCACCAGCCUGGAGCUUAUCCAAGGGCUUUCCGAGGGAGAAUAUGCCAAGCUGCAACUAGGGAUACGAGAGGCCCGUAGUGAACGAGAGAAGGGGGUAUCAUCGGGGCUCGUGCCUCUGGUGGCACAAACGAGUUCCGUGGCGCCAGAUUGGCUUCGCCAGUGCACGCGUCGCCACCGCCACCAGACCUGGGGCUUUGUCGCUGUGAGGACGGCGAGCUAUGACGACGCGGAACGAUGGAAUGAGUUCAAAGCCAGGAUCCGCAGCAUUAUGGAGGUUCCUUUCGAGCGCGAUAUCAAGAGUAUCUCCACCUCCGCCGUUACGGAAGACGCCUCGGCGGCCAAGGCAAAACUAGAGCUCCGCUGGAUUGAAGACCCCGCACUGGACGGGCAAACCGACCCCGACAUCCUUCGGGACCGGUACAGUCAGAUACGACCCUCGCUACCCCCAGGUCAAUCCCAGCACGUCUUUCUCGUGGCAUCCAAAGAUGCAAUUGCCUCGGUCCUGGACGAUACCAAUGAUCAGAAGACUGAUGAAGCGGCUCCGUUUGGGUACCCGCCACGUUGGCGGCCCAAUGCGCCGUACAUCCUUGCCGUCUCAGCAGAUGCAGAUCCAGGACUGGAAGAGGGCCACGAGGAACGAGAAUGGUUCAAACCCGUUUUCAGAGUAGCAGCUGAGGUGCUAGUCGAUGAGUUCUGGCAUCUUCUAGACUCGGAUAUCAUGCCUUUGAGAAGAAUCACAAGAUGCGUCAGAGGAACGGACUUGGAUGGUCGGGUACUGGCUCCUGGAGAUGAUGACUAUGAUCUGGAAGAUCUAUGGUGGUCUAUGGCUCCUUCGCCUUGGCGGCUGAGGAAGAGAGCACGUGGGUCAAAUCUCCACGCACGCGCGACGUAUAUAGAUCAGUCUCGUUAGUUCAGGGCAUAGCGGGACGAGCCUCUUUGUAUAGGUCCGCGGCAGUCAAUCGGCCUCAGGGUAUAUUGAUCAGAAGUCCAGUCAUACUACUAUUCUACGAUUAGCCCUCUUGUCCCAAGGAUAUACCUGCGCUGCUUCAAUAGGUGUCACACGCCCCUAUGGCCUUCAUGAGUCGUGGC
This is a messenger RNA of Xylaria bambusicola, 1357 nucleotides long. RefSeq lists its product as uncharacterized. Bases 99 to 1178 code for a protein of 359 amino acids. The transcript has a single exon. NCBI's taxonomy places the organism in Eukaryota, Fungi, Ascomycota, Sordariomycetes, Xylariales, Xylariaceae. The record is from RefSeq and is a predicted model, not a curated record.